Messenger RNA from Pleuronectes platessa (European plaice), 1968 nucleotides. Its product is annotated as peroxiredoxin-6. The record is from RefSeq and is a predicted model, not a curated record. Gene Ontology annotation, molecular function: peroxiredoxin activity. Gene Ontology annotation, biological process: cell redox homeostasis; cellular oxidant detoxification. Bases 68 to 742 code for a protein of 224 amino acids. NCBI's taxonomy places the organism in Eukaryota, Metazoa, Chordata, Actinopteri, Pleuronectiformes, Pleuronectidae. The transcript is spliced from 5 exons. Gene Ontology annotation, cellular component: mitochondrion; cytosol.
CCUCAUCUCUCUUGGUAUCAUCAGAGCAGCUGCUGAACACACACGCACCUCCACGCUCACACUGAAUAUGCCGGGACUGUUGCUCGGGGACGUGUUUCCUGACUUCGAGGCAGAGGCCACCACUGGCACAAUUAAACUCCACGAGUUUCUCGGUGAUUCAUGGGGAAUCUUGUUCUCCCACCCCAGUGACUACACCCCCGUGUGCACCACGGAGCUGGGCCGUGCUGCCAGGCUGCACGGGGAGUUCAGCAAGCGCGGCGUCAAAAUGAUCGCACUGUCAGUCGACCGCCUGGAGGAUCAUCACAGCUGGAGCAAGGACAUCCUGGCGUACAACUGUGAGGAGUCGGCCUGCUGCUCGCUGCCCUUUCCCAUCAUAGCGGACAGUAAACGGGAGCUGGCAGUGGCCCUGGGCAUGCUGGAACUAGAUGAGAAGGACAAAGAUGGCAUGCCGCUAACUGCCCGCUGUGUGUUUAUCAUCGGCCCCGACAAAAGGCUGAAACUGUCGCUGCUCUAUCCUGCCACCACAGGACGCAACUUUGAUGAGAUCCUGAGAGCGGUGGAUUCGCUCCAGCUCACAGCGGGGAAAAGAGUGGCCACACCUGCCGACUGGAAGCUUGGAGAGUGUGUGAUGGUUCCUCCGAGCAUGUCUGAGGAGGAGGCUGCUGCUUUGUUCCCAGAAGGCGUCUACACCAAAGACCUGCCCUCUGGCAAGAAGUACCUGCGCUACACACCACAGCCAUGAACACUGACUUCUGUCACACACACUCCAUCUUCACACCGCAGGUCCUCAACACCAGCAGGCGGCCCAGCUGUGAGUUAAAGUAGGAGGAAUGAAAAUACAGUCGAAUUUUAGAGCAACGUGCUUCAGUCAUGAAAUGGUUGAGAUGGGAACAUGUGUGUAUCACUCAAAGAAUAAAAUACAUAUUUUACAACUAGAAUGGCAUUCAGUAGAGCGCAAACCACUCUCAAGGCCCAACAGUCCUCUUAAAUUUAAUCUGACUCCUUAAUGUACCUGAUUUUCAUCAACAUCCAUGAAUUAUUCUUUGGGGAAAUAAUAAAAUGUAGAGAAACAUGGCUGACCUUGCAAUGUUAAACAAAAAUCCUUUGUGUGGAUUCACACCAAAACUUAAUGGAUUCUUCUCUGACCACUAUCACAUCCUUCAACCAAGUUCCGUUGAAAUCCAUUUUGUAGUUUCUGCAUAAUUCUGCUGAACACUCAAUAGAGAAAAAAGACCAAAAGUGCCCUUGAGUUCAGCCAACUCACUGCACCAAAUUUCACACACACAUAUGGCAGAUACCGGUUCCUGUAAUGUUCCAUCAAUAACCUUUACCUAUUCCCUGGGAAAAAGGUGAAAAUGUUGAAAAACGUCCCAUCUCCAGAUGUUAAUGAAAGUGAUAAAAAAAUCCUGGAUUGGCACUAAAACUGAAGGGGAUCUUUCCUGACCCAAGUUUAAUCGAAAUCUUUCACUUGAUCUAGUGUAACCUUGUUCACAAACAAACAAAAGAACAGAGGUGAAAACAUAACCUCCUUGGCAUACGUAAUAGAAAGGAUUUUCUAUGAGCAAUGAUUCUGACUUGUAUAAAAAGUCAAUAGAAUUGGUUAAAAUAGUUUGAAUAAUUUGCGUAUGCAUUUGGGUCGCUCUGUCUUCUAUAGACUGAUGCAAAAGGAAGUGGAACCUGUGGUUAUAAACACACACGAUGAAAUAAUAGCUGCAUUGAGCAAAUAUUUCAUCAGCCUCUCCAUUGUCCCCAAACCUCAUUUAUAGUCUACAGAAUCAGAAAAGAAUGCAGAAAAGUCUCUUAUCAAAUAACUUAUUGUAAUAACUUGCGUAUUUGUUGUGUCAGGCUGCGCAAAUUCAUUGACUGAAAAUAGUAUGGUACUUGCAUUUUAAUGGUAGUGUGUGUGAUGUGUGCAUUUCACCUUUGUGAGCGAAUAAAAACCGUUGUGGUUGCUGUUUUCCCUCUUAA